AUGUUCUCGCAGCAGCCCCAGGACCUUGUGGUGGUUGCUGGUCAGCCGGUCACGUUACCAUGCACUAUCCCUGGGUAUCACGGAGUGGUACUGUGGAUCAAAGACGGCCUGGCUCUGGGAGUGGGGCGAGACCUUGCUGGAUAUCCUCGCUACACAGUGAUCGGGGACCAUGGUUCAGGAGAACACCAUCUUCGCAUCCAGCGUGUGGAGCUUAUGGACGACGCAGUGUUUGAAUGUCAGGCGGUGCAAGCGGCUAUGAGGUCCCGUCCGGCCCGCCUCACUGUGCUGGUUCCCCCUGAAGACCCGGUGAUCAGCGGCGGUCCAGUCGUGAGUCUGAGAGCUGGAGACCAUUUGAAUCUAACGUGCCACGCCGACAACGCCAAACCAGCAGCUUCAAUCAUCUGGAUUCGUAACGGGGAGGUCCUCAACGGGGCCAUGUACUCCAAGACGUUGUUGAGGGACGGCAGACGGGAGAGCACAGUGAGCACGCUCAACUUAUCUCCCACAAACAUUGAGACGGGUCAACAGAUCAUCUGUAAAGCAUCCAACAAGGCAGUCCCCAACGGCAAGGAGACCAGCGUCACCAUCGACAUCCAACACCUCCCUCUUGUGAACCUCUCAGUGGACCCACAGCCAGUGUUGGAAGGAAACCUGGUGAGAUUUCACUGCUCAGCGAAGGCUAACCCUCCUGUCACACAAUACAGGUGGGCCAAAGGCGGCAGUAUAAUUAAGGAGGUUUUUGGAGACACAUAUGAAGUUAUUGUGGACCAUUCCUUCUUCACUGAACCAGUCUCCUGCGAAGUUACAAAUGCACUCGGCAGCACCAACAUCAGUCGGAACGUGGACGUCUACUUUGGUCCACGCAUGGCUGCUGAGCCUCAGUCGCUACAGGUGGACCUCGGCUCCGACGCUGUGUUCAACUGUGCGUGGACAGGAAACCCCUCGCUGACCAUUGUGUGGAUGAAAAGAGGCUCUGGGGUGGUUUUGAGCAACGAGAACCUCCUGACAUUGAAGUCUGUGAGACAAGAGGAUGCCGGGAAAUAUGUGUGCCGCGCUGUGGUCCCAAGAGUCGGAGCGGGCGAGAAGGAGGUUUCACUGACUGUCAAUGGGCCCCCAACUAUCUCCAGUACACAAACUCAGCAGGCUCUGCAUGGGGAAAAAGGACAAAUCAAAUGUUUUAUUAGGAGCACCCCACCUCCAGACCGCAUUGCCUGGUCAUGGAAGGAGACUGUGCUGGAGUCGGGCACAUCUGGUCGUUACACUGUGGAGACCGUCAGCACAGAGGAAGGAGUCAUUUCCACUUUGACCAUGAGCAACAUCGUCCCCGCCGACUUUCAAACCAUUUACAACUGCACGGCCUGGAACAGCUUUGGCUCCGACACUGAGAUCAUACGCCUGAAGGAACAAGGUGGGAGCCAAGGUUCGAGCCGUUCCACCUUUCUCUUCUCUGUCAUGUUCUGUGGUAGCAGUACAUGUGUUGUGUGUCUUUUGUCUCUUAUCUCUCCGUACAUCCAAAACAGUCGGUCCCAGUUACAGAAGACAUAA
Knipowitschia caucasica is the source of this 1545-nucleotide messenger RNA. Lineage: Eukaryota; Metazoa; Chordata; Actinopteri; Gobiiformes; Gobiidae. The record is from the annotation of a GenBank genome assembly.